AUGACGAACUCCAUCGACAACGACUCUAUCGAGAUUGCACUGAAGGACUCUGAUUACGGAUGCAUCCUCAGAAUGACGGAAAACAGCGCGUUCAAUGAAGCUGCUAUCCUGACCCCCGCGUAUUCCCAAGCGAUCAAUGAAAUCCUUGGUGAUCAAGACACCAGAACUGCAGCGUGUACUUCCCUCACUGUCUGCAUUAUACAAACCACAAAGCUACUGGAAGAUGUAGCCAAUCGUGUUGACCUUGAUGAAGCAACUCGGAAACUUGCUAUACUUCAUCUGCAACGGCGGAUCAGAAACUUCGCACUUCACUUACUCCCCCUCGACUUCUCCGAUAUCACUGACCUCGCGAUAAAGAAAGUUGAAGUGAAGCCCGUUAUAGAAGAACCUCGCCCGGUACACCCGCUUAGGAGAAAAGCGGCUACCAUAGAUCAAACCCGCACCACGCUCUUCUAUAUGCCAGCAGCCUGA
Messenger RNA from Suillus fuscotomentosus, 471 nucleotides. RefSeq lists its product as uncharacterized. Lineage: Eukaryota; Fungi; Basidiomycota; Agaricomycetes; Boletales; Suillaceae. The record is from RefSeq and is a predicted model, not a curated record. Bases 1 to 471 code for a protein of 156 amino acids. The transcript has 2 exons.